AUAUAGCAACCGGCUGCAAAGGCCCUACGCGCAUCCAAAGCCAGCAUAGGCCCAUCUGAAUACUCAAUCACGAUGCAUCUAUUCACUUACAACACAACUGCCGUCUUACUAGCUUCUGCGGCGGCACAGUCUCUCGGAGACGUCCUAGCCAAGCAUGGCUCGACUUCAAUGCUUCACGGCCUCCUUACAAACCUGAAGCUCAUGGGCACCUUCGAGAAGGCACAAAACUCUACACUCCUGGCUAUGACCGACGAUGCGAUCAUCUAUCUCGCAAAAUGGGGCCUGAAUCUCACCUCCAUGGACCCAGACAUCGCCAGGGGAAUCUUGCAGUACCACUUCCUGGAGGGCUCUUACCUCUCAUCGGCUCCCGCGAUUCACACAGAGACUCAGCUCGCGCGUUCAUCCCUGAAGCCUUCGUCAGGCCUCACGAACAUCUCCAAGGGUGCCGUCGUCAAGUUGACAGCGACCUGCGAUGGCUCAAACAGCCUCCGCGUGGAAUCUGGCGACCAGAAAAUCAUACACACGGUUGAGACAGACAUUCCCCACGCAAACGGCGUCAUUCACACAAUUAACCAGGGCCUGGUUCUCCCCCGUAGUCUAUCAGAGACAAGCAGUCUGGGAGAACUCGAUGGGUUCUGGAACACAGUCACCAAAAGCGGCAUGGACGGUGAAUUCGAGAAGCUCCGCGACGUGACCGUCUUUCUCCCCAGUAACAAGGCCGUCUGGAGAGGACACUCGAAGUUGAAAUCUCUAGACACCGAGGCACUCGAGACACUCAUCAAAGACCACGCCGUUCCGAACCAUGUCUUGUUCCAUACGUGUUUCCCGCGAGAGCCGAGAAUGGUGACGACGUUGAGCGGCAAGAAGAUUUCCAUCAGCGGCGAUUCCAAGGGGCGUAUUUUUGUUAAUCACAAGAUGGUGGUGAUGCAAAAUGUGCUCAUUAACGGUGGAAUUGCUCAUGUUGUCGACGAGCUGCUGUCACUAGAGAUAGAUCCUGACCACGACUCUUCUCCCGGCACCAUUGGGGCCCCUUGGGGCUUACGUGAAGAUAUCGCCCGAGCCGUCGUUGGGCUCACUGUCAUCUCAGGUGUCUUCAUCAUUGGCGUUAUCAAAGCCGUGAGAUGGAGAGCCGCCAAGAGGAAGGCCUUUUUGCAUUACGAGCCACUGCCGACCACGCCAAGUGUGGUUUGGGUGGUUCCCAAGUAGAUGGAUAUAGGUACGGUGUUUAUCGGAGACAGGGAAAAGAGUCGAAGAUGUGGAACCGUAACGUGGAGGGGCUUAGUCUAUGGUUUCUCCCGUAGAGGCGCAGUUGUAUGGCAAUACAUCUCUUUAGAAAGCCACGGCGUGAGCAAA
Colletotrichum acutatum is the source of this 1353-nucleotide messenger RNA. RefSeq lists its product as uncharacterized. The coding region runs from base 73 to 1206 and encodes 377 amino acids. The record is from RefSeq and is a predicted model, not a curated record. NCBI's taxonomy places the organism in Eukaryota, Fungi, Ascomycota, Sordariomycetes, Glomerellales, Glomerellaceae. Gene Ontology annotation, cellular component: fungal-type vacuole membrane. Gene Ontology annotation, biological process: macroautophagy. The transcript is spliced from 2 exons.